Molecule: messenger RNA, 1098 nt
Organism: Cucurbita pepo subsp. pepo (vegetable marrow)
Lineage: Eukaryota; Viridiplantae; Streptophyta; Magnoliopsida; Cucurbitales; Cucurbitaceae
Product: protein EXORDIUM-like 2
Source: RefSeq, a predicted model, not a curated record
UUCAUGAGAAGGAAACAGAAAAAGCUUUGAACUUUCUGAAAAUUUGAGCUGAUUUUUCAAAUGGGUCUCUUUCGAUUUUCGAAUUCGAUUGUGUUUGUUGUUGUUUUUGGAUUGAUGAACAUGUUCGGUUCUGGGUUUGGAGCAAGAAAGCUUGCUGCGUUGUAUGAACCGCCGCCGGUGGCCAUCGGUUACCGUAAUGGGGCGUUGCUUGACGGCGAUGUUCCUGUUUCCAUUUUAUGGUAUGGGAAGUUUACGGCGGCUCACAAAGCUGUUCUUGUCGACUUUCUUCUGUCGUUGAAUUCCAAGAGUGACACCGCCGCCAGCAACGCGCCGCCGGUCUCUCGCUGGUGGAGUACCGUUCAGGUUUAUAUGAAAAGAGCCGGAAAGAAAGAGGCUCGGGUGAUUUUAGCGAACCAAGUGACAGACGACAGCUACUCCAUUGGAAAACUCCUAAAGAAGCUUCAAAUUUCCGAGUUGUCACGGAGGGCCGGCUCGAAACACGGCGGCGUGACACUGGUUCUCACGGCGGAGGACGUCGCCGUCGAGGGUUUCUGUAUGAGCAGCUGCGGGUUUCACGAUUGGGACCACAAAUCAAAAUCGGCAUUCAUAUGGGUCGGCAACUCAGUGAGUCAAUGUCCGGGUCAAUGCGCCUGGCCUUUCCACCAGCCCAUUUACGGCCCACAAACGCCGCCGCUCAUACCGCCCAACGCCGACGUCGGACUCGAUGGCAUGAUAAUCAACAUCGCCACUCUUUUAGCCGGAACCGCCACGAACCCAUUCGGAGACGGCUACUAUCUCGGGUCGCCGGCGGCGCCGCUGGAGGUGGCGACUGCUUGCCCCGGAGUGUACGGGAAAGGGGCUUAUCCGGGAUACGCUGGUGACCUGCUGCAGGAUGGCACCACCGGCAGCAGCUAUAACGCCGUUGGCGUCGGAACCAGAAAGUACCUUUUGCCGGCGUUGUACGACCCUGUAACUGCCCGGUGUUCAACUCUCGUUUGAUCCGGGAGGGUAUUUUAGUCAUUUUGAGAAAGAGAUGUGGUUGGUCAUGUGACCUUAUAAUGUAUAUAUGAUGAUAAAUAUGAAAUAUGUCUUAAAAAA